Diplodia corticola is the source of this 774-nucleotide messenger RNA. Its product is annotated as versicolorin reductase. The record is from RefSeq and is a predicted model, not a curated record. The coding region runs from base 1 to 774 and encodes 257 amino acids. NCBI's taxonomy places the organism in Eukaryota, Fungi, Ascomycota, Dothideomycetes, Botryosphaeriales, Botryosphaeriaceae. The transcript has a single exon. Gene Ontology annotation, molecular function: oxidoreductase activity.
AUGGUUGUCGCUGUUCCUACUGCCAGCCUCGAGGGCAAGGUCGCCCUCGUCACCGGUGCCGGUCGUGGCAUUGGCCGCGGCGUCGCUCUCGAGCUCGGCAAGCGCGGUGCCUCUGUCAUUGUCAACUACGUCGCCUCCAAGGGCCCCGCCGAAGAAGUUGUCAAGGAGAUUGAGUCCUACGCCAACGGCGCGAAGGCCACUGCCAUCCAGGCCGACGUCUCCAAGGUCCCCGAGAUCAACCGCUUGUUCGAGGAGUCCAAGAAGGCAUUCGGCAAGCUGGACAUCGUCAUGAGCAACUCUGGCACCGAAAGCUGGGACAAGACACUGGAGAUUACAGAGGAGAAGUACGACCAAGUCUUCAAUCUCAACACUCGCGCACAGUUCUUCGUCGGCCAGGCUGCCUUCCGCCACCUCGAGGACAAUGGUCGCCUCAUCCUCAUGUCCAGCAUUGCUGCCGGCCUGCUCGGCGUCAAGGACCACGUGCUUUAUAACGCCAGCAAGAUGGCGGUGAUUGGCAUGAUCAAAUCCUUCGCCACCGACUUCGGUGUGAGAGGCAUCACUGUCAAUGGUGUUGCUCCUGGCGGCAUCAAGAGCGACAUGUUCACCGAAAACGCAUGGCAUUACAUCCCCGGAGGCACACCUGACUGGUCCGCUGAGAAGAUUGAGGGCCUCAUGGCGAACCACUGCCCGCUUGGUCGAUGUGCGGUGCCCCAGGACGUUGCCAAGGUGGUCGGCUUCCUGGCCAGCGAGGAUGGUGGAUGGGUCAACGGUUAG